Bombina bombina (fire-bellied toad) is the source of this 2279-nucleotide messenger RNA. It is a transcript of the gene TRMT61A, whose product is annotated as tRNA methyltransferase 61A. The record is from RefSeq and is a predicted model, not a curated record. The transcript is spliced from 4 exons. Lineage: Eukaryota; Metazoa; Chordata; Amphibia; Anura; Bombinatoridae. Gene Ontology annotation, biological process: tRNA methylation. Gene Ontology annotation, cellular component: nucleus; tRNA (m1A) methyltransferase complex. Bases 265 to 1176 code for a protein of 303 amino acids.
UAAUAGAUAUAAAAGUUAAUUUAAAACGGCUGUUUUGUGACAGAGUCCUUGAAACGAUCCUAUGACUUUUAUUAAUGUAUGAAGGAACGCGAGCAACACACACGCUAUAAUAAAUACAACACUGUCACCACCAGCACACGAGAUUAUUGAUUAAGGGGCUUUUUAAAACGUGUGACGUCAUUGACAGGCGCCGGAAGCAGAACCACGUGUAAUUCACAAAAAGGCUGCUGGUGCGACUGAGUAUAACUCACAGAAAUUCCCAGGAUGAGUUUUGCAGAAUACAGAGAACUUAUAAAUGAUGGGGACACAGCUAUUGUAUUUUUAGGACACGACUCUAUGUUUCCAAUAACUGUACAACAUGGCAGUCAGACACAGACCAAGUAUGGAGUCAUCAGACACUCUACUGACUUAGUUGGCAAAAAGUUUGGCUCCAAGGUGACUUGUAGUAAAGGAGGCUGGGUAUACAUCCUACAUCCCACCCCAGAAUUAUGGACCAUUAAUCUUCCUCACCGCACUCAAAUUCUCUAUUCCACAGACAUUUCUAUCAUAACUAUGAUGCUAGAACUCAAGCCAGGAUCAGUGGUUUGUGAAUCAGGCACAGGAAGCGGCUCGCUUUCUCACGCCAUUAUCCGUUCAGUUGCUCCUACAGGACAUCUCUACACUGUAGAAUUCCACCAGCAGAGGGCGGAAAAGGCAAUGGAGGAAUUCCGCCAGCACAAAGUAGACCAUUUGGUGACGGUAAAGAAUCAAGAUGUGUGUAAGAACGGUUUUGGUGUGUCCCAUGUUGCCGAUGCCGUGUUCCUGGAUAUUCCAUCUCCUUGGGAAGCUAUCAGCCAUGCAAAAGAAGCAUUAAAACAUGAAGGUGGUCGGAUCUGCUCUUUUUCUCCGUGUAUAGAGCAAGUACAGAGGACCUGUCUGGCGCUGGAAGAGCACGGCUUCACCGAGGUCAGCACCCUAGAGAUUCUCCUGCGCGUGUACGACGUACGGACCGUUAGUCUGUCUGUCCCUGACCUGGGCCGACCUGCUGACAAUCAGACCAGCUCAGACGUCAACGAGAAGUCCAAGCAGAGCCCAGCUCCCCAGCAAGGAACUGCGCUCUUUAAAAGUGGCGUCUCACCCAGGGAAACUGUGGGCCACACUGGAUACCUGACCUUUGCCACAAAGAGCUUAUUUUAGACCUUCUCCUCUCAUUUAAAGAAAAAAAAUAUUCAGACUCUACAUCUGCCACAAGAAAAUGCCAUAUAUAGCCUCACUGAGCUGAAGAAUGAAUUUAUGUAAACACCAUAGGGAAAAGGAUAGCAGAGACCGUGUGUGAGAGCUGCACAGAUUAUGCGUGAGAGCUUGAAUUAGGUGCAAACAUUUACCCCAAUUCACCUAGAUUAGAAAGGCCUCUCUAGUUUCUGUUAUCAAAUUGAGCUUCUCAUUCCUUUCUUUAUCUUUGGUUGAAUGGUUUCUAUUAACAAAGGAAUAAUUCUGACUGAAGAGAAUAAUACAAGUUUAGUGAAUCUGGGACCCAUGAGAGAGAAAACAAACAUCAUAGGUAGUAGACUAGAUUCACUAGAAUUUUUUUACUGCUCAGUAAGUAAAAAUUGCAAUUUAUAUGUUAUUGUUAAAAUCAAUCUCACUGAAGCGUGCCUGAGUUCUCUCCAUGUUAGUGAAUUAGCUGCAUUUAGAACAGGAGUAUUGGAAACAAAUGCCUCACUGGAGAUUUCAGUGGUGUGAGGUAAAUCUGUCUGUUUAGUGGCUGUACGUGUAUGGCAGAACGUUGCAGACAGGCUGUGGGGUGCAGACAGACCCACAGUGCAUGCUGGGACAGUUCCCCUGCACCUCUGUGCUAUAAAAGACUGCAUUGUACUAUGUUAUGUUGCUGGUGUUGUAAUUUGUCCUGUGGACGCACAAGUUACAAUCGCUUACAUUCUAGCUUUUCCUUUUUUAGACGUUGAAGCUUCGGCGGAGGUUAUAUGGGGAUUUGUCCUUAUUAGUAUAUACAGCUGUACAGGUCUAUCUGCAGCUGGUUUCAUUUAAAUCCACAGAGUGCUUUAUACACAUAUAUAAAGUACAUGAUGUAUGUGAGAUCAAGCAGUGAAUUGACUGCUGUAAAAUCCUUGUUUCAGUUACUUACAGUUGAUAUGGAAAAAUAAAUGGUAUUUUGUUUGCUAUUGCAUUGUUUAAUAUUCAUAUUUUUAAAAUAUAUUUAACAGUUGCUAAGUUAAAGUGCUCUCUCUUACAAAGUAAGAAGUGUUUGUGGAAGAGUAAAUCAAUAAAUUGUAGGUUCCAGA